GGCAGAAUGCCAAGGCCAGACCACCUUGUGGAUCACCUGGAGGUGGUGACCCUGCCACCCAGUCACUCAAAGGUACUUCCUGUGAAGAAGUAUGCAGAGCAGUUUCAUCUUCCUGUCCACAUCUGGCCAGAUGUAGGUGCCUGUGAGAAUUUUGACGUUGGCGUGGUGGCAUCAUUUGGACGUCUGCUUAGUGAGGACCUCAUCCUAAAGUUCCCCUACGGCAUGCUGAAUGUCCACCCCAGCUAUCUUCCGCGGUGGCGUGGCCCUGCGCCAAUUGUCCACACCGUGCUUCAUGGAGAUACAGUAACCGGGGUCACAGUUAUGCAGAUCAGACCUAAGAGGUUUGAUGUGGGUCCAAUUAUAAAACAAGAAGAAUUUGCGGUUCCACCCCGUUGCUCAGCAAAAGAACUGGAGCCAUUGUUAUCCAAGGAAGGUGCGAACAUGCUGAUUGCUGUUUUGCAAAACUUACCUGAAAGUUUAACCAAGAAGAAAGAACAACCCAAAGAAGGAGUAACAAACG
This is a messenger RNA of Protobothrops mucrosquamatus (brown spotted pit viper), 520 nucleotides long. Its product is annotated as methionyl-tRNA formyltransferase, mitochondrial-like. Lineage: Eukaryota; Metazoa; Chordata; Lepidosauria; Squamata; Viperidae. The annotation marks the transcript as partial. Gene Ontology annotation, biological process: conversion of methionyl-tRNA to N-formyl-methionyl-tRNA; biosynthetic process. Gene Ontology annotation, molecular function: methionyl-tRNA formyltransferase activity. The record is from RefSeq and is a predicted model, not a curated record. Gene Ontology annotation, cellular component: mitochondrion. The transcript is spliced from 4 exons.